This is a messenger RNA of Carcharodon carcharias (great white shark), 3594 nucleotides long. Its product is annotated as ADAMTS-like protein 2. Lineage: Eukaryota; Metazoa; Chordata; Chondrichthyes; Lamniformes; Lamnidae. Bases 1 to 3594 code for a protein of 1197 amino acids. Gene Ontology annotation, cellular component: extracellular matrix. The record is from RefSeq and is a predicted model, not a curated record. The transcript has 26 exons. Gene Ontology annotation, biological process: extracellular matrix organization. Gene Ontology annotation, molecular function: metalloendopeptidase activity.
AUGGGAAUCCUGUGCAUUUACAAGGAACUACAGGCAGCUUUCCCAGAAAACAUGAAUGUCUUGCAGCCGUUCCGUGACAUCCGUGACCCUGGCACCAGGGAGUUCUGCUGGAGAAUGGCUGCCAGGGAUUGGACUCUCGGCAACAGGUCUGCUGCGCUUUUCACCUAUUCUGUGCUUUUCCUGCUGUGGCAGGCUGAGGCUCACGGCUAUCUGUGCAUCAAUCAUUUUUAUAAUUUGACAACCAGAUUUGUACAUAUUACUCCAAAAUUCCAUGAAAUCAGUCAAGCAAGCCUGCCCUUUUUGAAAUCCAUCUCGACUGUUCAUUUGAAAAGUACUGAGUCAGUACUCUUCCACAUUGAACAUCUUGUGGAAGAAACACUGAGGGUAACAUGGGCACAGAAUGUACUCUUGGUGGAGGAUUUCAAUGCCUAUCACCAAGUGUGGUUCAGUAGCAUCAGUAUUGAUUGGGCUGGCCAACGCCUGAAGGACUUAUCUGCUGAACUGAACCUGUGGUUAGAGAACCAGCAAGAGGGCAAAAUCUACUUGACCAUGUCCUCACCAAUCUACAUGUCACAGACACAUCAGUCCAAGAGCUUUGGGUUCCACUGGGAUCACUUGGCUUCUGACCUCAUGACAGCCUUGGUCCAACUGCGGACAAAGAAGCUGAAUUCUAGAGAUGGGGUGAAGAAAGCUCCCUUGACAUUAAUGAUUCUGAGCCAAAUUUUCCUUCAGAUUAGUGCCUCCUUGUCUCGCCUCGACCCCACUCGUUUCCUGAGGUCAUUGACCUUUGGCGUCGAACUCCAUAUUGUUGGAAGCCCUCCAGGAACUCACUCAGGUGGUUAUUAUUCUUGUGUGAACAUAGGCGUUGUGGUCGAUGUGUUUGAGACACCCAGCCAAGUUGUCGACAGUAGUGAAGUCACGGAGGAGGACCAAAGCAGAGAAGAGGACGUGGCUCAGUGGUGGGGAGAAUGGAGCUCCUGGUCCACUUGCAGUCGGAGCUGCGGAGGAGGAGUCAUGGCACAGGAGAGGCACUGUUUACAACAAAGACGUAUCAUUUCACAAAGUAAAAACGACACCUUUUGCAUUGGAUCACCUCGGCGGUACCACUUGUGCCAAAUCCAGCCCUGUCCAAACAAUGGAGUCAGCUUCAAACAACAGCAAUGUUCAGCUUUUAAUGCCAAAGCAUUCAGUGGUGGCCGAUAUUAUCACUGGGUUCCACUGUAUCCAGAUGAUUAUAUUAAUAUUUCAAACAAGCCAUGUGACUUGCAAUGCACCACUACUGACGGAGAGAGGCAGUUAAUGGUUCCUGCUCAGGAUGGAACAUCAUGCCGGGACAGAACCUAUCAGGGCGUCUGCAUUACUGGCCGAUGUGAGCCCGUGGGUUGUGAUGGUCUCCUGUAUUCCUCCAAAAGGCUGGAUAAAUGUGGGCUCUGCGGCGGUGACGGAAGCACCUGCUUCCGAAUCUCGGGCACCUACCGACGAGGGAUCACACGUUUAGGUUAUCUCUUCAUUACAAACAUUCCUGUUGGUGCUUCUGACAUCCAAAUAAUUGAAAGGAGGAAAACGGAAAAUAUUUUGGCUCUCGCAGAUGAAGGUGGAUACUUUUUCUUCAAUGGGAACACAGCGAUUGACAAUCCUCGGAACUUCCGUGUGGCUGGGACAGUAUUUAAGUAUAGACGUCCUGCGAAUCCGCUGUCUGAUGGCUUUGAAUACAUCAUUGCUCAAGGACCCACCAACCAAGGACUGAAUGUGAUGUAUUACAACCUCAAUGGGAAGAUGCCGCACGUAACAUAUGAGUACACGAUCCCACGGCCACCCGUGCUCAAGCCUGCGCCUCCCGUUGAGAGUCCGUUCUACUUCAGUGUCCCUGAAACAAAGUACGAAGACGGUGUCAACAACUGGCAUCGAGUCAAACUCCAUCCAGGCCCUAAUGCCCUGCAGUCCAAUGUGAUCAGUCUGAGCCCAACACCAUGGAACACAACAAGCACUUUGCACCACCCCCGUUUGCACAAUAACUUUCGAAGCACUUCCCAGCAGAGCAGUCUGAGAAUGUUGUGUAGGAACAGCUCUCUGAAUGCGGCACUGCCCAUCCUGUGUAUGGAGCUGCAGGUCAACAUGUCAGCCAAGCUCAGAACUGAGAACUUCACCAGUUAUUCAAACACAGGUCUCGACAGCCAGCAGCUUGAAGAACCAAAUCAGAGCAGUGUACUUGAACAGCUUCAUACGGGCUCAGAGCCUGGAAUCAACACUGGAGGCGAGGAGCGAUUUAGCUAUAGUCUGUUAACGGAUUCAAUUUACCCACUUUCCAAUUCCACUUCAUUCCACGUCUUAAACUUAGUGAAUGACCACAGGACGGAGUCUGUUCAAUCACCAGACACUGAAAGCAAUGAGUUUGAAGAUGGAGAGAUUGAUCAUGACAUCAGUCUGGCUGACAUGUACAGAUGGAAGGUAUCAGCGUACGCACCCUGCAGUUCCACAUGUACCACAGGCAUUACCACUUCUUAUGCAAUGUGUGUCAGGUACGAUGGUGUGGAGGUGGAUGAGUCUCACUGUGAUGCAGUUACCAGGCCUGAGCCGACACAUGAAUUUUGUGCAGGGAGGGAGUGCCCCCCCAGGUGGGAGACCAGCAGGUGGAGUGAGUGUUCCCGGACCUGCGGGGAAGGCUAUCAAUUCAGGACGGUGCGGUGUUGGAAAAUGAUUGCCCCUGGUUUUGACAGCUCUGUUUAUGAUGAAUUGUGCGAAGCGGCUGAGCUGACCAGGCCUGUGGAGCGCAAACUCUGCAAAAACAAGGGGUGCGGGCCGCAGUGGGAAGUGUCAGAAUGGUCGGAGUGUUCUGCCCGGUGUGGCACAAGGGGUAUCAUGAGACGUGAUGUUCGCUGCUCGGUGGAACCUCGCCUUUGUGAUGAGUACACCAAGCCAAGCAACAAGAAGGAUUGCAUGGGUCCUCCAUGUGACCGACGCUGGACUGCAUCAGACUGGGGACCAUGCUCAGGAGUCUGUGGAGAGGGCCGGAUGACACGCUAUGUGGUUUGCAGGAACAAUGACGGGAAGGUGUUACCGGACUUGCAGUGCGACUUGACAACGAAGCCCCUGGCAGUGCAUCCCUGUGGAGAUAAAGACUGUCCCCCCCACUGGGUGUCGCAGGAGUGGGAGCAGUGCAAUGCCACAUGUGGCCGGGGUAGGAAGUCCCGGAGAAUUCUGUGUGCUGGCUUGGAAAAUGGAGCUUAUAAGGAGUAUGAGGAGAGCCGAUGUGGACACUCCAAGAAGCCUAACGAAGAGGCAGCCUGUUUUGAGAGGCCCUGCUCAAAGUGGUUCAAAACAUCUUGGUCACAGUGCAGUAAAACCUGUGGCAGUGGAGUCCGGGUUCGGGAGGUGAAAUGUUACCAAGGAGAUGAGGUUGGACAAGGAUGUGAUCCAUCCACAAAACCGGAGACAAAAGAGGCAUGUGAGGUUCAGCCGUGUCCCACGGAUGCACCAGAUGACAAUUGUCAGGACAAAGUGACGGCCAACUGCGCACUGGUGCUGAAGGUGAAGCUGUGCACACAUUGGUACUACAGGAAGGCCUGCUGCAGAUCCUGCAAGAACAGGGCAUAG